Messenger RNA from Pogonomyrmex barbatus (red harvester ant), 482 nucleotides. RefSeq names its product decapping and exoribonuclease protein-like. The record is from RefSeq and is a predicted model, not a curated record. Gene Ontology annotation, biological process: nuclear-transcribed mRNA catabolic process; NAD-cap decapping. Gene Ontology annotation, molecular function: mRNA 5'-diphosphatase activity. Gene Ontology annotation, cellular component: nucleus; cytosol. Lineage: Eukaryota; Metazoa; Arthropoda; Insecta; Hymenoptera; Formicidae.
AAAAAAAGCGUCAAUGUGUCAACAAAACAAUGACAGAGAAACAAAUUACUUCAGAAAGAUCUGAGAUUAAGCAACAUAUAGCAGGUCCAUCAUAUAAGUCAGAGCCAUUAUUUCAUAAUGCAAAAAAUAAUGAACGCAAUAAAUUUUAUUGCAUGUUUAAAACUAAAUUUGAUAAUUAUUCGUUAUUAUAUGGGGCAGACAUACAUAGCAUUUCUUCAAAAGAGCUUAUAACAGACACACUUAUUGGCAAAAGUUUCGAAUUAAUUGAAUUGAAAAUACUCCCAAUGGAUAAUUUGAAUAGUGACACGCAUGAAAUAAUCUCUUCUGAAAAAAUAUUAAUGUGGUGGAGUCAGAACUACUUGAUGAAUAUAGACAAAACUAUAUGUGGAAUAAAAGAUAGAAACAGCGUAGUAAGAAGAAUAAAAGAAUAUUCUACGCAUGAACUACCACAUCUUUCAAAGUAUUCUGCUACACAGAUAUAA